AUUUAUUUUUUCCUCUAUUCGUGCACAGCUGGGUCAUCCUAUUCAUGAGAAAGCAUUUUACUUAACAAUGGAGCAUAAAAGGAAGCUGAAAGAGGAAUAUGGAAUUGAACCAUGGACCUUUGUCCAGAGAUUAGGCGAUGCAGUUUUGGUACCAGCUGGCUGCCCUUACCAAACUAGAAACUUCAAGUCGUGCACAAGUAUGUCUAUCGACUUUGUUUCAGCCGAAAGCGUCGGUCAGUGCAUCCGCCUAUCAACGGAGUAUCGGCGUCUCCCCAAGAAUCAUAGUUUUAAGAAAGACAAGCUGCAGGUGAAAGGGUUGGUUCUCAGUGCUGUCUGCCAAGCUGUGCAAUACUUGGACAAGAUUGAUGCAAUUACUUCAAGAAGUCCAUUUGCACCCCCGUUUGAGCAUGGGAAUGUACGCCAGAAUCCAGCUCAACAAGGGGAGAAACCUAGUAUUUUGCAAAUGAGGAGGGAGUUGGAGCGGAUGAAAUCGGCUCUCGUAACGAAAAGCCACCUUUUUCAACCGCAUAUGAAAGACUAUCUCUUAAAAGAGAUCACGCUCCUCACUAACAAAAUAAACUCCAGUGCUGGCUCUUCUUCAUCUUAGUUACACCAUUUUCAAUGGUUAGCUUGAAUAAUAUUUUGACAUUUUCAUCUGUGGAACUAUGCUUUAUUUAUAUAAUUUUGUGCCAUACUU
Messenger RNA from Erythranthe guttata (spotted monkey flower), 697 nucleotides. The record is from RefSeq and is a predicted model, not a curated record. NCBI's taxonomy places the organism in Eukaryota, Viridiplantae, Streptophyta, Magnoliopsida, Lamiales, Phrymaceae.